Messenger RNA from Neomonachus schauinslandi (Hawaiian monk seal), 3524 nucleotides. RefSeq names its product ankyrin repeat domain 44 (gene ANKRD44). Bases 73 to 3297 code for a protein of 1074 amino acids. Gene Ontology annotation, cellular component: cytoplasm; nucleus. The transcript has 28 exons. Lineage: Eukaryota; Metazoa; Chordata; Mammalia; Carnivora; Phocidae. The record is from RefSeq and is a predicted model, not a curated record. Gene Ontology annotation, molecular function: protein binding.
GCUUUCCCGGCUCCUGGCGUGACAUCUGCGGACCGGGGACCUGUAUGUGUGUGCGCGCGAAGGAGCGGAAGAAUGGCAGUGCUCAAACUCACCGACCAGCCACCACUGGUCCAAGCAAUCUUCAGCGGUGAUCCAGAGGAGAUACGGAUGCUCAUCCACAAAACAGAAGAUGUGAAUGCUCUGGAUUCGGAGAAGCGAACCCCGCUUCAUGUGGCUGCGUUUCUGGGAGAUGCAGAGAUCAUCGAACUCUUGAUUCUGUCAGGAGCUCGUGUAAAUGCCAAGGACAACAUGUGGCUGACCCCACUGCACCGGGCUGUUGCCUCCAGAAGUGAAGAAGCAGUGCAAGUAUUGAUUAAGCACUCGGCUGAUGUCAAUGCGAGGGACAAGAACUGGCAGACCCCCCUCCAUGUGGCGGCUGCCAAUAAGGCCGUGAAGUGUGCAGAAGUGAUCAUCCCCCUGCUGAGCAGCGUCAACGUCUCCGACCGAGGGGGGCGCACAGCCUUGCACCACGCUGCUCUGAAUGGCCACGUGGAGAUGGUCAAUUUACUCUUGGCCAAAGGAGCAAACAUCAACGCAUUUGACAAGAAGGACCGGCGUGCUCUGCACUGGGCGGCCUAUAUGGGCCACCUGGAUGUUGUAGCGCUGCUCAUCAACCACGGCGCAGAAGUGACGUGUAAGGAUAAGAAGGGUUAUACCCCUCUGCACGCUGCAGCCUCCAAUGGACAGAUCAAUGUUGUCAAACACCUCCUGAAUCUGGGGGUGGAGAUCGACGAAAUCAACAUCUAUGGAAACACGGCCCUUCACCUGGCCUGCUACAAUGGGCAGGAUGCUGUAGUUAAUGAGCUGACUGACUAUGGUGCUAACGUGAACCAGCCCAACAACAGCGGGUUCACCCCUUUGCAUUUUGCUGCUGCCUCCACACACGGUGCUUUGUGUCUUGAACUAUUAGUAAACAACGGGGCAGAUGUUAACAUCCAGAGUAAAGAUGGCAAAAGUCCACUGCACAUGACAGCUGUCCAUGGAAGGUUCACACGGUCACAAACUCUCAUUCAGAAUGGCGGUGAAAUUGACUGUGUGGAUAAGGAUGGCAACACUCCUCUCCAUGUGGCUGCAAGAUACGGUCAUGAGCUUUUGAUUAACACCUUAAUAACCAGCGGAGCUGACACAGCCAAGUGUGGAAUCCAUAGCAUGUUCCCCCUACAUUUAGCUGCCCUAAAUGCUCACUCUGACUGCUGCAGAAAGCUCUUAUCAUCGGGACAAAAGUAUAGCAUAGUAUCCUUGUUUAGUAAUGAGCACGUGCUGUCUGCAGGCUUUGAAAUAGACACCCCAGAUAAAUUUGGAAGAACGUGCCUUCAUGCUGCUGCUGCAGGAGGUAAUGUGGAAUGUAUAAAACUCUUGCAGAGCAGCGGAGCAGAUUUCCAUAAAAAGGACAAGUGUGGGAGGACGCCUUUGCACUAUGCAGCUGCAAAUUGUCAUUUCCACUGUAUUGAGACAUUGGUGACCACAGGGGCCAACGUUAAUGAAACAGAUGACUGGGGACGCACAGCUUUGCACUAUGCUGCUGCAUCAGACAUGGAUAGAAAUAAGACUAUCUUAGGAAAUGCCCAUGAAAAUUCAGAAGAACUUGAAAGAGCCAGAGAGCUGAAGGAAAAGGAAGCCGCAUUAUGUCUAGAGUUUCUGCUUCAAAAUGAUGCAAAUCCAUCUAUCCGGGACAAGGAAGGCUACAAUAGCAUACAUUAUGCUGCUGCCUAUGGCCACAGACAAUGUCUGGAAUUGCUUUUAGAAAGAACCAACAAUGGUUUUGAAGACUCAGACUCCGGUGCUACCAAGAGUCCACUCCACUUAGCUGCCUACAAUGGGCACCAUCAGGCCUUGGAAGUCCUUCUGCAGUCGCUGGUGGACCUGGACAUCAGGGAUGAGAAAGGCCGCACCGCUCUGGACCUGGCUGCCUUUAAGGGACACACAGAAUGUGUGGAAGCACUUAUCAAUCAGGGCGCAUCCAUCUUUGUGAAAGACAAUGUCACCAAAAGAACCCCACUUCAUGCCUCAGUAAUUAAUGGUCACACACUGUGUUUGCGGCUAUUACUAGAAAUUGCAGACAACCCAGAAGCAAUUGAUGUGAAAGAUGCCAAAGGACAAACCCCGCUGAUGCUUGCAGUAGCGUACGGACACAUUGAUGCUGUUUCAUUGUUACUUGAAAAGGAAGCCAAUGUAGAUGCUGUUGACCUCAUGGGCUGCACAGCUUUACACAGAGGGAUUAUGACAGGCCAUGAGGAAUGUGUGCAAAUGCUGCUGGAGCAAGAAGUGUCGAUUCUCUGUAAAGAUUCCAGAGGGAGGACCCCCCUGCACUAUGCGGCUGCUCGCGGCCACGCCACAUGGCUGAGCGAGCUGCUCCAGAUGGCACUUUCCGAGGAGGAUUGUUCUUUCAAAGAUAACCAAGGCUACACGCCACUGCACUGGGCUUGUUACAAUGGUAAUGAAAACUGUAUAGAGGUACUUUUGGAGCAAAAAUGUUUUCGCAAAUUUAUCGGUAAUCCCUUUACUCCACUGCACUGUGCAAUAAUAAAUGAUCAUGAGAAUUGUGCAUCAUUGCUACUGGGGGCCAUAGAUUCCAGUAUUGUCAAUUGCAGAGAUGACAAAGGCAGGACACCCCUUCACGCGGCAGCAUUUGCUGAUCACGUGGAGUGCUUGCAGCUUCUUCUGAGACACAGUGCUGAAGUGAACGCAGCAGACAAUUCAGGGAAAACAGCGCUGAUGAUGGCUGCCGAGAACGGGCAGGCGGGCGCCGUGGAUGUUUUGGUGAACAGUGCCCAGGCUGAUCUGACUGUAAAGGAUAAAGACUUGAACACACCCUUACAUUUGGCUAGUAGCAAAGGUCAUGAAAAAUGUGCCUUGUUAAUACUUGACAAGAUACAAGACGAGAGCCUUAUUAAUGCAAAAAAUAAUGCACUGCAGACACCCCUCCAUGUUGCUGCACGAAAUGGCUUGAAGGUGGUAGUUGAGGAGUUGUUGGCCAAAGGGGCCUGUGUACUUGCUGUGGAUGAAAAUGGUCAUACCCCGGCCCUGGCUUGCGCUCCUAACAAAGACGUGGCUGACUGCCUGGCCCUCAUUUUGGCUACCAUGAUGCCUUUUUCUCCUUCCAGUACAAUGACGGCUGUCAACUUCGUUUGUUUUAAAAAAGACAAUUUGAGCAGGACGACCCUCUCCAAUCUGGGUAGCAUGGUCAGCCUGUGCAGUAACAACAUAGGCUCAGAGGAUGGGUACAAUGAAAAUGACUCUGAUUCCGAAACGUUUUGACUUUGGACUGUAGCAGCUUUUCCUUGAUCACCCAUAUUGGAAGAAGGGAAAGAAACGUGAAUUCCAGGUUUAUGUUGUGUUCGAGUAUUAUUAUGGGCCUGGGCUUCCAGAAGCCAGUAGAAAAGGAAUUAACCGAACCCAGGGAGGGCAACUAGACUGUAGGGCAAGGCACUCACAUAGAUGGGCCCUGAUUUUUGUUUUCAUGUUUUCCUUAGAUCUAAGAUACU